GUGUGAGAAAGGGCGUGCUUUCCCUAUUUAAACCGGUUAUCCGAUACAGAUCACACCCAGACGUAGUACCUGUAACGGACAUUCUCACCGCACAUCCCCGCACCAGACAUCAUCUAAGAUGGGCGACAACAACCCAGUGAAGCAGGGAGUGGAGACCUUUGACAAGAAGUGUCUAAAGAAGACCAGUACAGCUGAGAAGAACACUCUGCCAACCAAGGAGGAUAUCGAGCAGGAAAAGAAAGCUGAAGAGGGCUCCAAAUGAAACGCCACGGUUCCUCUCCUCCAGUCAUUCCUCUCUCUUCUCCUCCACUUAAGAAAUAUGUCUAUCAUCUCUCUGCUUCUGCUUCUUUACGUUUCACCAUGUUAGUUAAUCACAAUGGCGUUGACUCUGAUGCUGUGGGGGUUAGGGGUGCAUGAUUAGUAAAGGGAAGGCCAGUACGAUUUUAACCGUCAAUGUUUUAAGUUGUGCUUUUUCAUGCAGUCUUGGUUGGAAAGGGGUGAAGUCAGAUAAAUAUGGAUGAGACACGGUGUUUGUUGAACAGAAGGAGCACGUUGUGUUUGUGUCAAUGACAUAUAAUACUGUCACCAUCAACAGUUAGUUCCACUGUCAACUAUGCCCAAUGUUCUGCCUGUACACGGUGCCAUUCUGGAUAAAUUAUGUAACAAUAACAUGAGAGAAGAUAUUUUUGUUUUAAUAAAAUGAGUGUUGUAAAACUG
Molecule: messenger RNA, 717 nt
Organism: Coregonus clupeaformis (lake whitefish)
Lineage: Eukaryota; Metazoa; Chordata; Actinopteri; Salmoniformes; Salmonidae
Gene: tmsb1
Product: thymosin beta 1
Exons: 3
Coding region: 119-262 (47 amino acids)
Biological process (GO): actin filament organization; regulation of cell migration
Cellular component (GO): cytoplasm
Molecular function (GO): actin monomer binding
Source: RefSeq, a predicted model, not a curated record